This is a messenger RNA of Beta vulgaris subsp. vulgaris (sugar beet), 2540 nucleotides long. Its product is annotated as putative DEAD-box ATP-dependent RNA helicase 29. Gene Ontology annotation, molecular function: RNA helicase activity; ATP binding; RNA binding. NCBI's taxonomy places the organism in Eukaryota, Viridiplantae, Streptophyta, Magnoliopsida, Caryophyllales, Amaranthaceae. Bases 75 to 2432 code for a protein of 785 amino acids. The transcript has 11 exons. Gene Ontology annotation, cellular component: nucleus. The record is from RefSeq and is a predicted model, not a curated record.
GCUUAAACCCUUCUUUUCUCACUUUCUUUCCUUUGUAACCUAAAACCCUUUCUCUUUCUCCUCCUCCUCCUCCAAUGACGAAAGAAAAGAGCAACGCAGGUUUUCUAGUAAGUUCUCAAGCAGAGCUGAAACGCAAGGAAUUACAGAAAAAGAAAUCAAAAUCAGGAGGAUUUGAAUCCCUAAAUCUAAGCUACAAUGUCUUCAGAGCAAUUAAAAGAAAAGGGUACAAAGUUCCCACUCCUAUUCAACGCAAAACUAUGCCGCUCAUUCUUUCUGGUGCCGAUGUAGUUGCCAUGGCACGUACUGGCUCGGGUAAAACGGCGGCGUUUCUUAUCCCUAUGCUCGAGAAAUUGCAGCAGCAUGUUCCUCAGGGUGGUAUUAGGGCUUUAAUUUUGUCUCCUACUAGGGAUUUGGCGCUUCAAACUUUGAAAUUUACUAAGGAAUUGGGCCGUUAUACAGAUCUCCGUACGAGUCUCCUAGUUGGUGGGGAUUCAAUGGAAAGACAAUUUGAAGAAUUGGCUCAAAAUCCUGACAUCAUCAUUGCCACACCGGGUAGGCUGAUGCACCAUUUGUCUGAGGUGGAUGACUUGACUCUUCGAACAGUGGAAUAUGUGGUCUUUGAUGAAGCUGAUUCUUUGUUCGGCAUGGGUUUUGCUGAGCAAUUGCACAGUAUCCUGACUCAGUUGAGUGAGAACAGGCAGACUUUGCUUUUGAGUGCAACUAUGCCAAGUGCUUUGGCAGAGUUUGCUAAGGCUGGUCUGAGAGAUCCUCAGACUGUGCGCUUGGAUGUAGAGAAAAAAAUUAGUCCAGACUGUAAGCUCGUCUUCUUUACCUUGAGACCGGAAGAGAAACAUGCAGCCCUUGUGUAUUUGAUACGGGAAGUGAUCACUUCUGGGGAGCAAAUGUUGAUCUUUGUUUCCACCAGACACCACACAGAAUUCCUGAAAUCAUUGCUUGAAUUAGAGGGUAUUGAGUCGGGAACAUGCUAUGGUGACAUGGAUCAGGAAGCUCGCAAAAUCAACAUAUCAAAGUUUAGAGCAAUGAAAACUAAGCUGCUAAUUGUUACAGAUGUUGCUUCUAGAGGCAUGGACAUCCCUUUGCUUGAUAAUGUAAUUAAUUGGGACUUCCCUUCAAAUCCGAAAAUGUUUGUGCACCGUGUUGGAAGAGUUGCUAGGAAUGGUAGGACUGGUACUGCGUUCUCUUUGGUGACGCCUGAAGAUAUGCCUUACGUCUUGGAUCUUCAUCUCUUUCUGUCAAAACCCAUCAGGCCUGCACCAACAGAGGAGGAGGUUCUGAAGGAUAUGAAUGGUGUUAUGGAAAAAAUUGAUCAAGCUAUGGCUAAUGGUGAGACUAUUUAUGGGCGAUUUCCUCAAACUGCCUUAGAUCUUGUUCAAGAUAAAGUUCGGGAAAUCAUUGACUCGUCUGCCGAUUUAACUGCUUUACUGAGAACUUGUAUAAAUGGAUUCCGUGAGUAUAUAAGGUCAAAACCCUCGCCGUCAAAGGAAUCAAUCCGGAGAGUAAAAGAUUUACCUCGUGAAGGUUUGCAUCCAAUGUUCAAAGGUGUUUUACAAGGAAAUGAGCUGAGUGCAUUAGCAUUCACUGAACGCUUGAAAUCUUUUAGACCCAAGCAGACGAUUUUGGAAGCUGAAGGUCAUGCUGCAAUGUCAAAACGACGACAAGGUUCUUCUAGUCAAUGGGUUCACGUGAUGAAGAAGAAGAGGGCUAUCCAUGAACAGAUUAUUAACCAGGUGCAUCAGCAAUGCUCUAGUGAUAAGGCAGCCAAGGAAGUCGAACCUGAGUUCAUUACACUGAAGACAAAGGAGGGAAAAGAAACUGUUGGCUCUAAAAGGAAAGCAACGAGCUUCAAGAAUGAGGAGUUUUUCAUCAAUCCAGUGCCUACAAACCAGCAUUCGGAGGCUGGACUUUCAGUGCGAGCUGACCAAGGCUUUGGAUCAGACAGGUUGGAUUCAGCUGUCAUGGAUCUAGUUGCAGACGAUAAAGCGGGCAUGCAGAAACAAAGAAGUGUCUAUCACUGGGAUAAGAAAAGUAAGAAGUAUAUCAAGCUUAACAAUGGUGAUCGUGUGACUGCCACUGGAAAGGUUAAGACUGAAGGAGGGCAUAAAGUGAAGGCUCAGAAAACUGGGAUUUACAAAAAGUGGAAAGCAAGUACACAUAAUAAAAUUGCUUCUAAAGGAUCUCAUAAUGAAGGCAAUGUUGGAGCAACAGUUGGCUUUGCAGGUGGUCGAUUUAAUAGGAGGUUCAACGGACAAAACCAACAGCGAUCGAUACCAAAUGCCCACGUGCCUUCAGAAAUUAAAGAUCUUGAACAAGUUCGUAAACAAAGACAAAAGAAGGCGAGUCAGCAAUCUGCUAUGAAGAAAAAUUCAAAGGGAAAUAAAUUUGGUAAAAAUAGCAAGAAAAGAAAGAGGUAGAAGAUAGUGAAGUCAGUGUCAGGUCUCCUGUCAAAGGGUACUAGCUGAUAUUUUGACUAUGCACCAACAAUUUUGCCAAUUGCUAUAAAAUUUUAUUAUUCAUUGUCA